AUGGCGUUUUCGCCUUCAUGUGGCGCUGCCGCGGUAUUCGGUGCUUGCCCAGGGCCCCUGCAAGGGCUCGGAGGCCGAGGUAGGCCUUCUAUCCCCUCGUGGAGAUUCGCUCAUCGGCUCUGUGCUGUUCCAUCUGCUGCAAAGAGCCCUGCUACUUAUGCGACGGCGUGGACAGUCUAUCCCCAAGGCCUCUUCGGCUGCGCUCACCAGCCACCUGCACGUUUUGCUGCGUGCCUGUCGACACUUGCAAGUAGCAGCAGCAGCAGCAGCAGCAGCAGUUCCCCGUCCAAACCCUGCGGAAACCAACAGGGGGGGUCCGGAGAGCCUCGUGCCGCCUGCAGCGGGAGCGAGAGCAGCAGCAGCAGCGGCAGCAAAAGCAGCAGCGUCAAUGACAGCAGGGACGACAGCAAGGCCAGCAGCAGCAGCAAAAGCAAGCAUUCCGAAAUGCCAGGGCAUGGGGAAGCAAAUGAGAAGGCAGCGAAAUUGUGGGGGCUUUUGUCCGCUGCGCUGUGGCCUGCGAGCAGCCCCCUAAAAAUGCGCGUCUUGGCUGCAGUGGUUUCGCUGAUUGCUGCAAAGUGUCUGACCAUUGCUGCUCCUGUUGCACUGGCGGGCCUCGUUGACCACUUUACACAAGCAGCUGCAGCAGGCGCGCAGGCUGGCAUAGCAGCACACGCAGCACCAGCAGCAGCAGCAGCAGCAGCAUCUGCUGCUGCUGAAGGAAUCGCAGCUGCAACCGGAACAACAGGAAUAACAGGAGCUGCGUCUCUGUUCCAUCCAGCUCUUCCUGUUGGACUUGUUGUUAGUUAUCCGCUAGCAAGACUUGGAGCUUCCGCUUUCACGGAGCUGCGUACUGCUCUUUUCGCUCGCGUCUCGCAGAGAGCUUCUCGCGAGUUGGCUUUGAAGUCAUUCUCUCAUAUGCACGCCAUUUCUUUUAGCAGCAACAACAAAAUAGGCGAGAUGACGGCUGUCCUUACUCGAGGAACGAAGGCCAUUUCAUUGCUCCUGAAUGUUCUGCUCUUUCAGGUGGUGCCUACAAGUCUGGAAUUCUUGAUGGUUUUGGCUCUCCUUAAGCUGCGUGUUGGCUGGACAGUAGCGGCGACUGCUGUGGGAACAAUAUCGGCCUACUGGGCCUUUACUGCAGCGAUUACGACGCGCCGAGCAAAGCUAAGACGCGAGAUGAAUCGCCUUGAGGGGCUUAGUGCAGGACUUUUGGUAGACUCUCUUGCAAAUGCGGAGGCUGUGAGAUACUUCACGGCGGAGGCAUACGAGGCGCAGCGCUUCGGGUCAGUCCAGCGACAGCUAGAGGACCAAAUGACGAAGGUGAACGAGUCUCUUGCCUUUUUAAACUUUGGGCAGCAACUUAUCUUCACCACUGGCCUCUCCCUGGCACUGCUUCACACGGCUAGCCUAGUUGCCUCAGGCGCUGCCCCAGUGGGACAGAUCAUUCUUGUCAGCACUCUGCUCUUGCAGCUAGCGAUUCCCUUAAAUUUCAUUGGUACGGCGUAUAGAGAGUUGACGCUGAACACGAUUGACCUGGAGAAGUUGCAACAGCUGCUGAAAAUGCGGCCGCUGGUCCGCGAUCCUCACAACCCUGUGGUGUUUCAGCUACACGGUGGAGCUAUCGAAUUCAAGGACGUGAAGUUCGCCUAUCCUCCUUCUCACUCCCUGGACCAGCUGUCCGGCCAACAAAGGCCUUAUAAAAAGCAUAUGGGGGAAGAUAGCCAAGACUCCAGCGCUUCGCGAGGCGUAGGCAAGCUAGUUUUAGAUGGCUUUUCCCUGGAAGUUCCGGCUGGCCGCAGGGUCGCCCUCGUGGGAGAGUCAGGUUCGGGCAAGACGACCCUCAUUCGCCUUUUAUAUCGUUUGGCAGACCCCUUGAGCGGUGUAGUCUCUAUAGAUGGCCAGGACCUGAAAACGCUCCCCGCCAUGUCCUUCAGGCGACAUAUUGGUGUUGUCCCACAAGACGUGUUACUCUUCAACGAAUCCCUUGGGUUCAAUCUUCGCUAUGGAAGUCCAAAUGCAACAGAUGAACAAGUGAAGGAGGCAAUCCGGCUCGCUGAGCUAACAGAACUAGUGGAGUCGCUUCCAUCUGGCUUGGACACGCCAGUCGGCGACCGUGGGGUGCGCCUCAGCGGCGGGGAGAAGCAACGCGUCGGGAUUGCGCGUUGCCUUCUGCGCAACCCAGAGAUUGUCGUAUUUGACGAAGCAACCAGUGCACUGGAUAUGCAUACGGAACACAAGAUUCUGAAGGCAAUGCGUGCAAUAUCUCAUGGACGCACCACGCUUGUCAUCGCACACCGCCUCUCUACUGUCGCAGGGGCAGAUACAAUUGCUGUACUUGACCAAGGCCGUGUCGCGGAAAUAGGAACCCACGCUGAACUGUUGCAAAAGAAAGAUGGGCUAUAUGCUUCCAUGUGGGAUAGACAACGAGAAGGCCAAUUGGGGAGGGUCCUGAGCCGCGACUAG
Eimeria tenella is the source of this 2463-nucleotide messenger RNA. RefSeq names its product ABC transporter, putative. Bases 1 to 2463 code for a protein of 820 amino acids. The record is from RefSeq and is a predicted model, not a curated record. Gene Ontology annotation, molecular function: ATP binding; ABC-type transporter activity; ATP hydrolysis activity. NCBI's taxonomy places the organism in Eukaryota, Apicomplexa, Conoidasida, Eucoccidiorida, Eimeriidae. The transcript has 10 exons. Gene Ontology annotation, cellular component: mitochondrial inner membrane. Gene Ontology annotation, biological process: transmembrane transport; intracellular iron ion homeostasis.